AUGAAGUUUUCUCGGAUAGUUAUGAUGGGGCCGCCAGGAUGUGGAAAGGGAACCCAGUCUAAGCUUAUAUCUGAAAGAUAUGGAAUUCCCCACGUGAGCUCUGGAGACAUUAUACGGGAAGAGAUGAUGAAGAACACCAAGGAAGCAGAAAUAGUUAGAGAGAUUGUUAACUCAGGAGGAUUGGCUCCUAACGAAGUUGUGAAUAAACUGGUGCUGAAGAAGAUUCGAAGCAUGGAUAGGUAUAUUCUCGAUGGAUACCCCAGAAGAACCGACCAGGCAGAAAUGCUGGGAGACAGUGUUGACCUAGUGAUAUUUAUUGAUGUGGACAAGGAUACAUGCAUUCAUAGGAUCUGCAAGCGAAAUCAUGGAAGGGAUGAUGAUGAGGAGGAGGUUGGAAGAAAGAGAUAUGACGUCUACACGAAGGAAACAAUGCCUAUACUUGAGCUGUAUAAGAGCUAUGGAAAGAUAGUAAGGGUGGAUGGGAAUGGUUCUCCCGAGACCAUAUUUUCUAAGAUCUGCGGAAUUAUUGAAUGA
Messenger RNA from Encephalitozoon intestinalis ATCC 50506, 534 nucleotides. RefSeq names its product putative adenylate kinase. The transcript has 2 exons. NCBI's taxonomy places the organism in Eukaryota, Fungi, Microsporidia, Unikaryonidae. Gene Ontology annotation, molecular function: ATP binding; AMP kinase activity. Gene Ontology annotation, biological process: nucleobase-containing compound metabolic process. Bases 1 to 534 code for a protein of 177 amino acids. Gene Ontology annotation, cellular component: cytoplasm. The record is from RefSeq and is a predicted model, not a curated record.